AUGUGCUCCAGACAAAGCUCCGGAGGCUGCCAUGGGAUGUCCUCCCAGUCCAGCGGGUGCCACAGCUCGGGCUCCAGUUGCCACGGGAGCGGCUCCUCCAGUUACCAGUCCCAGGGCUCCUCCUGCUGCGGGGGCGGAGGGGGCUCCGGCAAAAUCAUCAUCAGCUCUGGUGGUGGAGGAGGUGGAUCCUGCUGCAGCGGGGGCUCCUCCGGAUACGGGAUGGGAGGGGGAUACGGUGGUGGCUCCUCAGGAUCAAAGAGCAUCAUUGGAGGGGGAAGCAGUGGAGGGUGCUCAGGUUAUGGCAUGGGAGGAGGAUACAGUGGUGGCUCCUCAGGAUCAAAGAGCAUCAUUGGAGGGGGAAGCAGUGGAGGUUCCUCUGGAUACUGUGGUGGAGGGUCCAGCUAUGGCAUGGGAGGAGGAUACGGUGGUGGAUCUUCAGGAUCAAAGAGCAUCAUUGGAGGGGGAAGCAGUGGAGGUUCCUCUGGAUGCUGCAGUGGAGGGUCCGGCUAUGGCAUGGGAGGAGGAUACGGUGGUGGAUCUUCAGGAUCAAAGAGCAUCAUUGGAGGUGGAAGUAGUGGAGGUUCCUCUGGAUACUGUGGUGGAGGGUCCAGCUAUGGCAUGGGAGGAGGAUACGGUGGUGGAUCUUCAGGAUCAAAGACCAUCAUUGUAGGGGGAGGUAGUGGAGGUUCCUCUGGGUACUGUGGUGGAGGAUCUUCAGGUUAUGGCAUGGGUGGAGGAUAUGGUGGUGUGUCUUCAGGAAGCAAGAUCAUAAUGGGAGAUGGAGGCAGUGGAGGUUCCUCUGGAUGCUGCAGUGGAGGAUCCAGCUACGGGAUGGGUGGAGGAUAUGGUGGUGGCUCUUCAGGAUCAAAGAGCAUCAUUGUAGGGGGAGGCAGUGGAGGUUCCUCUGGGUACUGUGGUGGGGGAUCUUCAGGAUACGGGAUGGGAGGAGGUUACGGUGGUGGCUCUUCAGGAGGGAAGACCAUCAUUGGAGGUGGAGGCAGUGGUGGAUCCUCCGGAUGCUGCAGUGGAGGAUCCAGCUAUGGGAUGGGCGGAGGAUACGGCAGCAGCUCCUCAGGCCAGACCAUCAUCAUCAGCUCUGGAGGUGGCGGCGGAGGCUCCUCCCAGCAGAAAUGUCCCAUCGUCAUCCCCAGUGUGGUGUCCCACCAGAGCAAGCAGAGCUGCUACUGGCCCUACAGCCAGCAGAAGUGACAGCCCUGGGCAGCUCCGGUUCUGAGCCUCUGCCACGGCACCUCUGCGUCCCAGCCCUGGCUCCACUGCCUGGUCCUUCCCAGCGCAUCCUCUCCUGUCCCCUGGACGCUGCAUCCUCGUGUGAGAACUCCAGGAUUCCCCUGCUGUGCUCCUGGUGUU
Messenger RNA from Pseudopodoces humilis (Tibetan ground-tit), 1368 nucleotides. The record is from RefSeq and is a predicted model, not a curated record. Lineage: Eukaryota; Metazoa; Chordata; Aves; Passeriformes; Paridae.